Molecule: messenger RNA, 501 nt
Organism: Paramuricea clavata
Lineage: Eukaryota; Metazoa; Cnidaria; Anthozoa; Malacalcyonacea; Plexauridae
Source: the annotation of a GenBank genome assembly
AUGAGAGAUGAGGUGGCUCGGACUUAUGGCAAUAGUUCGGUUAUCGAAAUAGAAUGCUCCAAGUGUGACACUAAUGUAGAGCUCCAAACUUCAGGGAACACCAGUGGGUCAUGGACACCCCAAGGUGCUAUGGACAUCAAUAGACGAAUGGUGUAUGCUGCUUCAGAGAUGGGUGUCGGUAGAGAAAGCAUGUCUGCAAUGUGUGACAUUUUGAACAUGCCUUCCCCGUGCAAUCGCAGUGCAUGGAAUAACCAUGUGAACACAUUGUAUGAGGCACAUAAGAAGGUUGUAGCAGAAAAUUUGGAGAAAGCAAGAGAAAAAGUUAGUUCUCUUCAUGAACCAAAUGAGUCCAACGUUGUAGAGAUUGCAGUGAGUUAUGAUGGGACAUGGUCGAAACGAGGAUAUACUGCUAAUUUUGGAGUCGGUUUCGUCAUAGCCGUUGAUACAGGCGAAAUUCUUGAUUAUGACUUUGAGUCAAGAUAUGUAUGGAAUGUGCUAUAG